Messenger RNA from Cryptococcus amylolentus CBS 6039, 1643 nucleotides. RefSeq lists its product as hypothetical. The record is from RefSeq and is a predicted model, not a curated record. The transcript has 5 exons. Bases 54 to 1346 code for a protein of 430 amino acids. NCBI's taxonomy places the organism in Eukaryota, Fungi, Basidiomycota, Tremellomycetes, Tremellales, Cryptococcaceae.
GCUUCUUGCGGUAUCGGACUGUAUAAGAGGCGUGAGAGGCCUUCAAGAGAACAAUGUCUCCCGUUCGUCUCUGCUUGAUAACUACUAAUGACCGAGACCCCUGGAAGAUCCUGUUCUUGACCUGCUCCGAGCAUGGCCAGGCCAACUCUCACCUAGCUAUUAUAAGCUCCCUUCUGAAGAAUUCCAAAGACGGCAUCGACAUACAUCUUGGGUCUUCCAGCGACUGCCGAGAUCGAGUUCCGGAGGGUGUAAUCUUCCACCCCAUCGUAGGAUUUUCCGCCACGGAUAGACUCGCCCGAAGACAUGGGCUGAAUGGGAAGGCUGCUAAGGAGAAAGCCAUGGAUAUCUUGUGCGCUGAUCCCUGGUUUUUCAACUCUUUGAAAUGGUCCACUGUCAUGUUCCCAAUCACACACUCCGAGCCUGUCGAAGAAUACAUUGAAACAGCACACGAUGUCGAAAGACUCCUCCGCGAGCUCAAGCCGGACCUCGUCAUUGUCGACACCAUGUUUGGCCCGGCCAGAGAUGCUAUAGGCAAGAUGGCUGAUGUACGGUUCAUAACCCUCAGUCCAAAUACGAUAAAGGAGCUUGCUGUGGGGGAUCAGGGGCUUGGUGCUUUUUUGUGGCCUGCGCAUACGACAGGCUUCCCCUUCCCCGUCCCUUGGUACCUCGUGCCCCUCAACAUAAUCGCCCUCCUCUUUCCCCUCCUAUACUUCACCUUCAGCUCGUACUACAAAGCCUUUGACAAAGCUCGACAUGCCAACGGGUACCGAAAGAGAGUUCCUCUAUUCGAAGUCACGCAAGUGCGGCCAAGCAAGACUCUGUGCAUGUCAACGCCAGGGGCCGAGAUCCCGGCUAUCAUCCCAGAGUCUCUUCUCUGCUGUGGGCCUAUCCUCCAAGCUUCCACGCCUUUGGAGCUAGCGGACAAGGAGCUGUAUGAUUGGGUUACAGCGCGACCCACGGUAAUGGUCAUUCUUGGAUCCCACUUUCUUACCAGGGAGCCGGUCGCCAACAAUAUGAUUGCAUCCUUUCGAGUGCUUCUAGACAAGCGCAGGGACAUUCAAAUCCUCUGGAAGCUAAGGAAGUAUGGGGAAUACGAGCUGCAGGGCCUGGAGGAAGUCGGGGAUAGACUACGGGUAGUAGAAUGGCUCGAAGCCGAUCCUUUGGCGGUGCUCGAGACCGGCAACGUCAUCUGUUCUGUCAAUCAUGGGGGUAGCAACAGCUAUCACGAGGCUUUGUUCACUGGCACGCCUCAGGUCCUACUCCCUGCGUGGUUUGAUUGCUUCGACUUUGCGAGCCGUUUGGCCUUCCUCGGCAAUGGUGUCUGGGGCAAUAUGUCUUCGGGGUGAGCUUGUUUAUUAAGAAUUAAGACUUUGACUAUUUCAACCUAGGCAGGCCGAUACUGGCCCUAGGCUCGCUGUUUCUCAACCAGAGUUUACAAAAGCCCUUCUUCGAGUCAUCGGCGCUACUCCCGACGCACCUGAAACCGCCAAGAUUCUCGCCCGGGCGAAAGAGUUGCAGGAUAUCGUCACCGAUAAGGGGACGAGGCUAGGGAGAGAUGUUGCGGCUGCUCAUAUCUUGCACGAGCUCGAGUAUGGCUAUGAUGCACUUUAAGGUCGUCGUCGGGUAUUGAUGCAUACUCAGUG